GCCAUUAAGAUGAACCCCACAAACACACAAGAUAAAAAAAAACCUUCAGUUCCUAAAAAUAUUGUGAACGCACCGCGUCCAUUGGUAUUGAUCUUCAACCAUCAUAUAUUUGAGGAUGGCAGCGAACGGGAAGGAACGGCACAGGAUGUUGAAGCUCUCCAUCGCACCUUUACUUCCCUGAACUGUGAUGUAAAUGAAAUCCUGAACCCAAAGUUGGCUGAUAUUAAAAAUAUAUUCAAAAAAUUGGAAUUGGAUUGUUUGAUGCACUUGCCAGCUUUGGUUAUUGUCAUUCUAAGCCAUGGUGGCCGCAAUGAUAUGAUUAGUACCUGUGACGGUAGAUUUUACAACUUGAACGACGAUGUCCUUUAUCCUCUCUUCAGGAAUGAGACGCUGCGUGGAAAACCAAAAAUCCUUAUUACCCAAGCAUGCAAAGGAAAUCUGGAGGUUGAUGCAUCACCCAUAAAAUCCACUCCCACAGAAUAUAUCAAGUGUUACUCUACCACGGAAGGAUUCAGAAGUUAUCGUGACUCGGUGACAGGAUCGUGCUAUAUUCAGGCCCUGUGCAUCCACUUGAAUCUAUAUGGAAGGAAGUGGGACUUCCAAACCAUAAUUCAGAAAGUAGGCGUUCAAGUGGCGAAUGAAACUUAUAACGGAAAAAAGCAGAUACCAACAUUCGUCCCAAGUCUGAAUAAAAAAUUUUACUUUGGCCACAAUGUUUAUACCGAUGGGAAUCCAAAUGUGAAUCAAUAAACUCUGUAUAUUAUAUAGAAUAGGAGAAUAAAAUAUGGUUUUGUUAUAAUUCUA
Drosophila bipectinata is the source of this 804-nucleotide messenger RNA. Its product is annotated as caspase-3-like. NCBI's taxonomy places the organism in Eukaryota, Metazoa, Arthropoda, Insecta, Diptera, Drosophilidae. The record is from RefSeq and is a predicted model, not a curated record. Gene Ontology annotation, biological process: proteolysis. Gene Ontology annotation, molecular function: cysteine-type endopeptidase activity.